CUAGCUUCAUCAUCUGUCUUCAUCCAUCGAUGAACACUUGAAAACUCUUCUUUUGAGAUCGUGAGGAAGCCUCAUGCUGCAGACCAUACCUUUCCAAGAAAGUCUUAGUACUGCAUCACACGUCAAAAUAUAAAUCUUGCAUAGCUAUUCUGUCGACUCAGUUCCCUUUCUUCUUUCUUCUCAUAUUUAUCCUCGAUUUCUGCUCUCCAUUCUUAUGUCUCGUCAAAUUGGCACUGGUGCUCGUUGGAGUAAUACUGAGCGCGAUUUGCGCCCUGGUAGUAUUUUCAAUGAGCUCAUUGUACUUCCUACUCUUGCUCCUGGUCUUGCACGCCAAGAGUACCUCGACCCUACUGCAGCAUUCAUCCCGUUCCCUCAGCCCCGCCCCCAGCAAGAGCAAGAUGGUGCUAUAGGCGUAUUCUCAUCUUCACAGACUAGCACUGCGAAUGCACCUGCUAUCCAAUCUGUAUGCAACGUUGACGAGAAUGAUGACCAUAUAUCUGAUAGUGAUGAGAUCGAGGAACCACCUGCGCGCGUCUUUGAUAUCUCUAUCGCCACUGAAAAAAUAGUCAUCACUGCGCUGCCUAGCAAUCGUCGUUCAAAUGCAAGGGCUGGAUCUUCUACAGAGCGUUCAACUGUUCCCGGACCUUCUGUCCCAUUGUUGGAUCUUUCACGCUGCGAUGUGAUCAAUGAUGUUAUUUUAAGUACUGUCAAUGGCAACCAGACUUAUGCCGCAAGCCCACUCUCUGGACCACGUUUCUCGGUGCAGUGGAAAGGCUUGACUGGUGGAAAAUCAGGUGCUCUUGUUGUCCAAACUGACCAAGAAUGGAGCCGUGUGCAGAACAUGCUCCGCGGCAGUCCUCGAGUUACAGCAGUUACCCUUCACUUCAACAUUACCGAGUCAUUGCUCACCCCGUAUCUUCACUCUUCUGCACCAUUAGGUCAAGCACCAUUCACUAAUACAGCACCAGUUUUUGCUACUCAGGUGCCCGCAGUAGACCAAUUUACAGCUCGAGAGCAAAAACGAGGUACCAUUAUACUUGCUAUUGAAGAAGCCCAUCCCUGCACCCUUCAUGGUUGUUGCUAUAUCGCUCCCAAUUCUCAGCAUGUUACUCUCAGCCGUCCGCGUAAGAAUGAUCUUGUAGAUUGGAUUUUGGCAAGCGAGGAUACUCGCAAAGCAUCUGAUCCGAUCCCUAAUCAUCUCUUGCAAGGAUGGGGUAUUCUGACAACUGAACCAUCCUCAUUGUCAUCUUCAUCACGUCCGAGCCGUGGCGUCAAAGGCCCUCGAUCCGAUGCAAGUGAUUUGAAGGCAGCAAUUAUGGAAGGCUUUGGCUUUGCCACUGGGGCUAUGAUGCAAAUGUCAGCCCUCCAAGCCCAAGCCCCUGCUUCAUUUCGUGUAUCUGCUUCUACACAUCACUCUGUAUCAUCUCGUAGUCUUUCCCCUGUUGAUCACGUUAGAUCAUCCUCUCCUCCAGCACCCGAGGAUGAGCUUGAUGUCUGCAUCGACCGCUUUUCCAAUGGUUUAACUCACAAGCUUCCAUCCGACAUUGUUCACACUGUAAAAGUGGCCCUGAAAGAAGAACAGUUUGAUGUACAACUGUUGGCUGCAGGAGCAACAUCUGAUCUCUCUCGAUUAACUGGACUCAAACAAGGACCUGCUAGUGGAUUGAAGAGAUUUGCUGAGGAUUAUCAUACCGUCCUUGAGGGCAAACGUGCUCGACACAAGAAACUGUAGAGCUCAUUGCCUAUCCUUUCUUAACCUCACUCCUUUACAUUACACAUCUCUGUUUAGUUAACUUCCUGUAUAUUUCUUGUUAGGCUCUUACUUUUAGGUAGCUUA
Messenger RNA from Lentinula edodes (shiitake mushroom), 1837 nucleotides. RefSeq lists its product as uncharacterized. The coding region runs from base 215 to 1732 and encodes 505 amino acids. The transcript has 5 exons. Lineage: Eukaryota; Fungi; Basidiomycota; Agaricomycetes; Agaricales; Omphalotaceae. The record is from RefSeq and is a predicted model, not a curated record.